AUGGAGUCAGCUACUGUUCUCCGCUCUUUCCACUAUUCUAUAGGCACUGCUUCACAUGUGCCCAUGAUUGAGAAGCCUGGCAUGGUUCGCAAUUCAAUUAGAUCGCCCAUCCAGGGCUUAACAUUUGGUGGGAAGCUUGCUUCUUCUCCAAUGAAGCGGGAAAUUAUACUCGUAUCAUGUGUAAAGACAUCUGAAACUGCUACGACUGCCAAGUCCAAUGAUAGCCGUCUAGAAGGAUCACUGCAGAAAAAUUCUCUGCAAACCGCAACAUUUCCUUCUGGGUUUGAGGCCUUGGUUCAGGAAGUCUGUGAUGAGACAGAGAUUGCUGAGCUCAAGCUAAAGGUUGGAGACUUUGAAAUGCAUAUGAAGCGGAACAUCGGAGCCAUAACAGCUCCCACACCUGUUGUUUCUCCAACAAUGCCACCACCUAUUCCAAGUAAGCCAAUGAUUGAGUCAGCUGCUGCUGCCCCACCACUGUCACCACCAAAAUCCUCUACACAAAAAAUCAGUCCAUUUACAAACGUCGCUGUGGAGAAUUCAGCAAAGUUAGCAGCAUUGGAGGCUUCUGGAUCUAAUGGAUAUGUACUAGUAUCAUCUCCCAUAGUUGGCUCGUUCCGAAGGGGCAGAACAUUGAAAGGAAAGAAGCAACCUCCUAGCUGUAAAGAGGGUGAUGUAAUCAAAGAGGGACAAGUGAUUGGCUUUUUGGAUCAGUUUGGCACUGAACUUCCUGUCAAGUCGGAUGUGGACGGGGAAGUCUUGAAGAUCCUCUUCAACGAUGGAGAAGCUGUUAGUUAUGGAGAUCCCCUCAUUGCGGUCUUGCCAUCGUUUCAUGAUAUAAAGUAAACUUUGUGCCAUCUCAAACAGUUGCUUUUCAUCCUUCCUUUAUCUAGCUCUAAGUUUUGCAGUUUGCUUUUUUCUCAAAUCCCACCGUCUUCUGCUUUCGUUUCCUUGUGCAAAAUUUGGGGGCAAAAGGUGUAGCCACUGCCGUACUGCAGACAUUUAUAGUAAUAAACUCCAGAUACUUGAACAAAAAAC
Messenger RNA from Ilex paraguariensis (yerba mate), 1035 nucleotides. NCBI's taxonomy places the organism in Eukaryota, Viridiplantae, Streptophyta, Magnoliopsida, Aquifoliales, Aquifoliaceae. The record is from the annotation of a GenBank genome assembly.